This is a messenger RNA of Melozone crissalis (California towhee), 2699 nucleotides long. It is a transcript of the gene ABCB9, whose product is annotated as ATP binding cassette subfamily B member 9. The record is from RefSeq and is a predicted model, not a curated record. The coding region runs from base 156 to 2561 and encodes 801 amino acids. Lineage: Eukaryota; Metazoa; Chordata; Aves; Passeriformes; Passerellidae. Gene Ontology annotation, molecular function: ATP binding; ABC-type oligopeptide transporter activity; ATP hydrolysis activity. Gene Ontology annotation, biological process: transmembrane transport; peptide transport. Gene Ontology annotation, cellular component: lysosomal membrane. The transcript has 12 exons.
GCCCAGCACCGACCUUGUUCCCGGGACGCGCCGCCGCUCGGAGCGCGCUGAUCCCGCCGAUCCCCGAGCUGCCGCCGCAGAGGCCGCCAUGAGCCCGUCCUUGCUGUGUUAGGGCUGCCCCUCCCCACGUCAGUGACCCCAGCCCCACGGUGACGAUGCGGGCCUGGAAGGCGGUGGCCAGCACGCUGGCGCUCAGCGGGGCCGAUGUCGUGGUCACCACGCUGCUCUACACGCACGGCCAGGGCGGCCGGAACGUCCUGCAGGACCUGCGGCACUUCAACAUCUUCAACUCGCUGCUGGACAUCUGGGGGGGCUGCCUGUACCGCAGCUGCGUGCUGCUGGGCGCCGCCAUCGGCGUGGCCACCAACACGGCCUACGGGCCCCGGCGCCUCCGGGCCUCGCGCACCUUCAUCGCUGUCGUCUGCCUCCUCAUGGGCAUCUACAUGAUGGUCAAGCUGCUGCUCUACUCGGAGGUGCGGAAGACCAUCAGGGACCCCUGGUUCUGGGGGCUCUUUGCCUGGACCUACGUGGCGCUGGCGGCCACCUUCGGGCUGUGGCAGCUGCUGGCCUGCGUCACCUCGUCCCGCGAGGCGCUGGGGCCCAGCUCCGAGUCCCGCGCCGAGGUGGAGGAGAGCUGUGAUGGGGGCACCCCGAGGGACAAGAGGGAGGAGGCAGCAGGUCCCACCAUCCAUAAACUGCUGUCCUACACCAAGCCAGAUGCCUUCUUCCUGGGCAUCGCCUCCUUCUUCCUCCUGGUGGCCGCCCUGGGAGAGACCUUCCUGCCCUAUUACACGGGGCUGGCCAUCGAUGGCAUCGUGGUGCAGAAGAGCAUGGAUCGCUUCUCCACAGCAGUGCUGGUCAUGUCGCUGCUCGCCAUUGGAAGCUCAUUUGCCGCAGGUAUCCGGGGCGGCGUUUUUACGCUCAUCUUUGCCCGCCUGAACAUCCGCCUUCGGAACUGCCUCUUCAGGUCCCUGGUGUCUCAGGAGAUGAGUUUUUUUGAUGAGAAUCGCACAGGGGACGUCAUCUCCCGCCUGACGUCGGACACGACCAUCGUGAGCGACCUGGUCUCCCAGAACAUCAACAUCUUCCUGCGCAACGUGGUCAAGGCCACGGGCGUCAUCUUCUUCAUGUUCAGCCUCUCCUGGAAGCUCUCCCUGGUCACCUUCAUGGGCUUCCCCAUCAUCAUGCUGGUGUCUGAUGUCUAUGGGAAGUACUAUCAGAAGCUCUCCAAGGAUGUGCAGAGUGCUCUGGCCAAGGCCAACAACACGGCUGAGGAGACCAUCUCGGCCAUGAAGACCGUCCGCAGCUUCGCCAACGAGGAGACGGAGGCCAACGUGUACUGGCAGAAGCUGCAGCAGGUGUACAAGCUCAACAAGCGGGAGGCCAUGGCUUACACCUACUAUGUCUGGUCCAGUGGGCUGACCCUGCUGGUGGUCCAGGUCAGCAUCCUUUACUAUGGAGGGCACCUCGUGAUCUCUGGGCAAAUGACGAGUGGAAACCUGAUAUCCUUCAUCAUUUAUGAGUUUGUCCUGGGGGACUGCAUGGAGUCCAUCGGCUCCGUGUACAGCGGCCUCAUGCAGGGCGUGGGAGCUGCUGAGAAGGUUUUUGAGUUCAUUGACCGCCAGCCCACCAUGGUGCACGACGGCUCCCUGGCCCCGGAUCACGUGGAGGGCAAGGUGGAGUUCAGGAACGUCAGCUUCUCCUACCGCACUCGCUCUGCCACCCAGGUCCUCCAGGACGUGUCCUUCACCCUGCACCCUGGCAAAGUGACAGCGCUGGUGGGCCCUUCAGGGAGUGGGAAGAGCUCCUGUGUCAACAUCCUGGAGAACUUCUACCCGCUGCAGGACGGGCAGGUGCUGCUGGAUGGGCGUCCCAUUAACAUGUACGAUCACAAGUACCUGCACUCCGUGAUCUCCCUGGUGAGCCAGGAGCCCGUGCUGUUUGCCCGCUCCAUUGCAGACAAUAUUUCCUAUGGCUUGGCCUCAGCCUCCUUCGAGUCCGUGGUCCAGGCUGCCCAGAAGGCCAACGCCCACAACUUCAUCACCGAGCUGCAGGACGGCUACCACACAGAGGCAGGGGAAAAAGGAGCUCAGCUGUCAGGGGGGCAGAAGCAGAGGGUGGCCAUUGCCAGGGCCCUGAUCCGAGCCCCUCCCAUCCUCAUCCUGGACGAGGCCACGAGCGCGCUGGAUGCGGAGAGCGAGCACGCGAUUCAGCAGGCGAUUUACGGCGACUUGCAGAACCACACGGUGCUUGUCAUAGCUCACAGGCUGAGCACUGUGGAGAGGGCACACAACAUCAUUGUGCUGGACAAGGGCCGCGUGGUGCAGCAGGGCUCGCACAAGGAGCUGAUGGAAGAAGGAGGCCUUUAUUCCAAGCUGGUGCAGAGACAGAUCCUGGGGCUGGAGGGGGGCGGCACGGACAGUGGCCAGCCCGCAGCCCGGGGGGACGCGGCCAAGGCGCCCGGGGGGCUGGAGGAGGAGUUCAGGAUAGACCAUUCCCAUUCCCUGCCGGCCGCCGCCACGGCACAGGACGAUUUCACCAACGCUGCCGCGCCCAAGUGAGGGCGGCCGGCGCUCGGACGCUCCCUGGGAUGGAUGGAGGUGGCAGAAAGAACAGCUGGGAUAUGGAGGUGGCAGAACGGCGCCGCUGGCUCGCCCCACGUCACACACCCUGCACACCCAAACACACACCAUAGAGCU